Messenger RNA from Panonychus citri (citrus red mite), 1683 nucleotides. RefSeq names its product carboxypeptidase B-like. Gene Ontology annotation, biological process: proteolysis. The record is from RefSeq and is a predicted model, not a curated record. Lineage: Eukaryota; Metazoa; Arthropoda; Arachnida; Trombidiformes; Tetranychidae. Gene Ontology annotation, molecular function: zinc ion binding; metallocarboxypeptidase activity. The transcript is spliced from 4 exons. Bases 285 to 1475 code for a protein of 396 amino acids.
AUUAAAAAUAUCAACGGAAGCUUUUUGUUUUUAACUCUUAACCAAUUGUUAAUCAGCAAUCAGUUUUAAUUGUAAACCAAUAGGUUGAUUUGAUUUUUCAAAUUGUCAUGCAACCUGAUAGCUAUUAUAUGAUUGCUGUGUUUCCAGAGUCACAGUGAUUUAAAUUGCUCCGGAUUGAGAGUAGAUUACAAUCAACAAUAAAUGUUAAUUGUUGAAGGGUUUUUUUAACUUCUUUUAUUUUGGAUUUUUUUUUUCUCGUGCUUUUUAUAUAACCUGGACAAGACAUGAAGGCGAUUAUCAACUUUUUUUGUUUUAUUUUUCUUAUUACUUUGUGGUGUCCAUUUGUUUACCUUGAUUUACGAAGACCCUUUUACCCUUCACCUUCAAUUUCAACGUUGACCCGUCGAAACACAUCACAACAGUUGACCAACACAAAUACCCGGACCUCGAGUCAAAAGACUGUGAAUGAUUUUUUCAAAUCUUAUCCAAGGUACGAUGAAGUAUCAAGAUUUUUAUCUUACCUGGUUUCGACUUAUCCUAGUCUAUCAUCACUUGAGACCAUCGGCCAAUCAUUUGAAUCCCGGCCUCUUCAGAUUAUCCGAAUAGGAUCAACACCAAUAGUAUCACCAAACACCCGUAAUCCUCCUGCUAAGCCAAUCUUAUGGAUUGAUGCUGGAAUCCAUGCUCGUGAAUGGAUCGCUCCGAUUACUGCACUUUAUAUUGCCCAUCGGCUGGUCAACGAUUAUCAAACUGAUCCAGUAACAAAAAACUUAGUCGAUACCUUUGAUUGGAGGAUAUUACCAAUCGCUAAUCCUGAUGGAUACGAAUACAGUCAUACAACGGAUCGGAUGUGGAGAAAAACCCGAUCUCGAAAUUCAUCGGUACCUUCGUGUGUGGGUGUUGAUGCGAAUCGUAAUUUUAACUUUCACUGGAUGGAAUCAGGUUCAAGUUCAAACCCAUGUGCUGAAAUCUAUGCUGGAUCAAAACCUUUUUCAGAACCGGAAAGCAAAGCAAUCGCCGCUUACCUGAUGAAAUAUCAGCAAAGAGUUAAAUUAUAUCUAACCUUUCACUCUUAUGGUCAACAAUGGUUAUACCCUUGGGGCUAUGCUGCUGAUAAAACUGAUCGUGAUAAUGACUUAGAAAAGAAAGCGUUGGUCGCAGUACAGUCCAUUAGUUCAAAAUACGGAACCAAAUACGAACUCGGACCAUCAGGAAUUAAACUAUAUCCAGCAGCCGGAGGAUCAGAUGAUUGGGCUCUUGGUGUGGCUAAGAUACCUUAUUCAUAUACAGUUGAAUUAAGACCAAAUUUUGAAGAUCCACUUGGAUUUAUCCUUCCAGUUGAACAGAUUAAACCAACGGGCGAUGAAACAUGGACCGGGGUCAAGCAAUUAGCCGUUGAGAUUGCCAAAGAUUUACCUAAACCUAAACGAGCCUCAGGUCGAUCUCCUUCACCAAGAUUACGAUCACGAGGUUGAAAAUGGAUAAUCAUGAUUCUAAUUCAUUCAUUUAUAUUUUUCGCAAUGGAUUAGUUAUCAUAAAGGAUAAUCCGUUUCAAGAAAUACAUUCACAUAUUAUUUUUAGAUUUAUUUUGAACAAAUAAUAACAAAACUAAUUGUUGACAAUUACUUAAUCGUGAGAAAAGAAACAAUUUUAUCAUUAAAACAUUUUUAAAUGUUUUCCAAA